CAUGGCCGAACCGAGUCCACGAGGACUAUUUAAGGAGCGGCGGUGCGCCUUCAGCACCACUUCGCUGUCCACCGCGUCCCCGAGGAGAGCAGGCUGACAACAGCGAACUCACUACACCGCCGGCUUUCGACUUCCAACCGCACCGCGCAAAAACAAAGUCCGCAAACAUGCCGAGGUCUUUUCUCGUGGAUUCCUUGAUUUUAAGGGAGGCCAACGACAAAGGGAACGAGAACAACCCACCUUUAUUCCCGUACGCCGUGCACUCGCCGCACCACCCGCACGGGCUGCCGGGCUCCUGCCACUCCAGGAAAGCCGGGCUGCUGUGCUUCUGCCCGCUGUGCAUGACCGCGUCCCAGCUCCACCCGUCUCCACCGACGCUGCCGCUGCUCAAGGCGUCCUUCCCUCCCUUCAGCUCACAGUACUGUCACUCAGCCCUGUCGAGGCAACACUCUUCAUCCAACAGCGUCAACCUCAGCCACGGACCGGGGAUAUACCAAGCUGCGUACUCAGUCCCAGACCCACGGCAGUUCCACUGCAUCUCCAUCGAAAACAGCAAUGGCAAACUUCAGAGCAGUAAGCGCAUGCGCACCGCCUUCACAAGCACACAACUUUUGGAGCUGGAGCGCGAGUUCACCUCCAACAUGUACCUGUCCAGACUGAGGCGCAUCGAGAUCGCCACGUACCUGAACUUGUCCGAAAAACAGGUGAAAAUCUGGUUCCAGAACCGCAGGGUGAAGCACAAAAAGGAGGGCAAGAGCAGCGGCCAAAGGACUGGAUCACACAACUGCAAAUGCUCGUCCCUGUCAACGGCGAGGUGCUCGGAGGAAGAGGAGGAUGACAUUCCCAUAUCUCCAUCCUCGUCCGAAAAGGAGGAUGUGGACCUGUCCGUCUCCCCCUGAACUCCCCCCCUCCCUCUCCGGUCCUCACAAUUUUGAAAACAGCCAAAAAGUAAAAAAAAAAAAAAAAAAAAAAAAAGACUGUUCCGCUUGUGUUCAGACGUCUGUACAUAGACAGAGAAUAUUUAAUCAGGGAAUUGCCCUGAAUUAUUGUAUAGCUGUAUACAUGUUGUACGUUUUGUAUGUAGUUUUUUUCUGAAAACGGUCCAUUUUGUUGUUGCCAAUCCGAUGAAUAUGGUAGGCAUAUUUGUAAAGACAAACCCAAAUGAUAAAAAAAAACAAUAGCAACAUUGUUUACUAGUAUUUUGGGGAAGACAGUAUUUUGUAUACAUGGUGAAUACAUGGUUAGAUUCAUUCUAUGUGGAUGGAACUGUGACUUAAAAAUAUGGAAAGCUGGAGAGAAAUUCCCUCACUGUCACAUUUGCUGAGAUCACUCUGAAAUUAUAUCUUCAGUGUAAUUGAAAAAUAUUUAUUUAUUUAAAAAUGUUGAUACUUAAAUAAAAAAUAUUUCUG
Molecule: messenger RNA, 1409 nt
Organism: Lates calcarifer (barramundi perch)
Lineage: Eukaryota; Metazoa; Chordata; Actinopteri; Centropomidae
Gene: gsx1
Product: GS homeobox 1
Exons: 2
Coding region: 168-899 (243 amino acids)
Biological process (GO): regulation of DNA-templated transcription
Cellular component (GO): nucleus
Molecular function (GO): DNA-binding transcription factor activity, RNA polymerase II-specific; sequence-specific double-stranded DNA binding
Source: RefSeq, a predicted model, not a curated record